Molecule: messenger RNA, 816 nt
Organism: Drosophila guanche
Lineage: Eukaryota; Metazoa; Arthropoda; Insecta; Diptera; Drosophilidae
Exons: 3
Coding region: 75-458 (127 amino acids)
Source: RefSeq, a predicted model, not a curated record
AUCGUAGUAAUCUUUUCGUUGGCAGUUUCGGUAGUCAGAUUUUGUUUCUACCAUUUUCGGAACUUACCCCAAAAAUGUGUUCUAAGAGUGAUAGAGCUAUCUCCGUGUUUUUGGGUGGAUGGAACCUGGUCCUCGGCCCGACUUGCCUACUCAUUUCCAUCAUCUGCAUAAGCAAACGCCAAUCGCCGAAAGGACUUAGCAUCCACGAUCCCGACAUAGCCUGGUUCUUGUAUUGUUGUGUCCUGUUUGUUGCCUCGAUCCUGCACAUACUGAGUGGGAUAUUGAUCCUGUUUGGCAUAUCGAGGAUGAACAGCAACAUGCUCUUGGUGGGCCUUAUUCUGAGCAUUUUUUGUCCCUUUGCGCUGCUCUUCACUAUCGUUAUACCAGUUUUGCAGUGUUUUUGCCUGAUCAGGGGGAUUAGAUACUACAAAUCCAACUGGGAGUCUAGCGACAGCUAGAUCAUGGAACACUUGAUGGAAAUUCAAACCCUAAACCCCAAAUUAUCUGUGUGAUUGAAGAAGGACAAGUCAUCUCUCCCGAUCUUAGUAUACGUUUAGAAACAAUUAACAGUCUCACAAAAUUGAUCAAAAUGUGUUUUGUGACAAGUGGAAAGUAAUAUCGAUAUUUUUUGGAGCAUGGAACUUUAGGAUUUUAGUCUAUUCGGCAAUGCAGGUGAUUGAACUGACGAAGGGUGGACAUAUCUCUGGUAUAGACAUCUUCUGAUGAAAAAUCCAAAAAGGAAAUCUGUUUCCUAAUUUGUGUCUUGUGUCUCCAAAUAUAUUUUGUAUAAACUCCUCUAUUGAGGGGUAGUAGAAA